Messenger RNA from Neomonachus schauinslandi (Hawaiian monk seal), 734 nucleotides. It is a transcript of the gene NKX3-1, whose product is annotated as NK3 homeobox 1. The record is from RefSeq and is a predicted model, not a curated record. Bases 39 to 734 code for a protein of 231 amino acids. Lineage: Eukaryota; Metazoa; Chordata; Mammalia; Carnivora; Phocidae. The transcript has 2 exons. Gene Ontology annotation, biological process: regulation of transcription by RNA polymerase II; cell differentiation. Gene Ontology annotation, cellular component: nucleus. Gene Ontology annotation, molecular function: DNA-binding transcription factor activity, RNA polymerase II-specific; RNA polymerase II cis-regulatory region sequence-specific DNA binding.
CGCAGCUGACGCCGCCGGGCUGCAGCCGAGCCGCCGGGAUGCUCAGGGCUCCCGAGCCGCGGCCGAGGGAGGCGGGGGCGGCCACCCAGUCCAAGCCGCUCACCUCCUUCCUCAUCCAGGACAUUCUGCGGGACGCCGCGGAGAGGCGCGGCGGCCACACGAGCAGCCCGCAGCCCCCGCGCCAGCCGGACCCGCGGCGAGACCAGGAGCCGGAGCCCGGGCGAGGAAGAGGCGGCGCUGGGGCGCCCGAGGACGAGUGGAGCGCCCGGCCCGGCACCGGGCAGGAGGCCGACGCGCCGGCGGAGAGCGAGCCAGAUAGACACUUUGAGACUUAUCUGAUGGACUGUGAAAACAGUGCAGGCUCCUUACCAAGCCUUCCGCAAACCUCGAAACAGCCACAGAAGCGCUCCCGUGCUGCCUUCUCCCACACUCAGGUCAUUGAGUUAGAGAGGAAGUUCAGCCACCAGAAGUAUCUGUCAGCCCCUGAAAGGGCUCACCUGGCCAAGAACCUCAAGCUCACUGAGACCCAAGUGAAAAUAUGGUUCCAGAACAGACGCUAUAAGACCAAGCGAAAGCAGCUCACCUCGGACCUGGGAGACCUGGAGAAGCACUCCUCCCUGCCGGCUCUGAAAGAGGAGGGAUUGUCCCAGGCCUCUCUCAUCUCCAUGCAUAACAGCUACCCUUACUACCCCUACCUGUACUGCUUGGGAGGCUGGAACCCACCUUUCUGGUAG